AUGGCAGGGAACGACAAUUCCUCCGGGGAUGCCCAUAGGCCUCAUACAAAGAAGCAACCCCCACCAGCUCCCUUCUACAUUCCUCUCAACAUCACCCUCUACCUAUGCCUAGUAACCAACACAUUGGCCGCGAUAUUCUCUCCAAUUCAAGAUUGUGAUGAGGUGUUCAAUUUCUUGGAACCUGCACAUUAUUUACAACAUGGAUAUGGUCUUCAAACCUGGGAGUAUUCACCGGUUUAUUCUAUCCGCAGCUGGCUCUACGUGUCGCUCCAUGCCGCUGUAGGCAAGAUCGGGUCUUUGGUGGUGCACACCAAGGCAGCUGAAUUCUACACAAUUCGCCUGUCUCUUGCAUUUAUGUGUGCCGCCUGUCAGACUCGACUAUACUCUGCGAUAUGUCGUACACUCAGCCCCCGUAUCGGUCUCUUGUUUGUGAUAAUCGUCACAUUUAGCCCUGGCAUGUUUCACGCUUCAACUGCCUUUUUGCCUUCUACAUUUACAAUGUAUAUGUCUAUGCUUGGUCUAGCUUCGUUCCUGGAUUGGAAAAAUAGCCGGAAAACAGCGCAGGGCAUCAUGUGGUUUGGGCUGGGGACAAUUGUUGGGUGGCCAUUUGCCGGUGCUCUCAUUGUCCCUCUUUUGGUUGAGGAGGCUAUUGUUAGCUUUAUCUCUGGAUCUGUUGGCUCGUUUUUGUACAAUGUCUUUGACGGCAUCAUUCGUUGUUUGUCAAUUCUGGCUCUUGAAGUUGCGGUUGAUUAUGCUUUCUUCCAAAAGCUUGUUCUUGUCCCUUGGAACAUUGUUGCAUACAAUAUCUUGGGGGAGAAGCCACACAAGGAAGAGCGGUUUAUGUACCCAGCAUACCCAUUUCUGGCACUUAGCGCGGCUUUGAGUUUCCAUAUUAUUUUGACCUACCUUGGCUCUACUAACCCAAAGGAACUGAUCGGCCGCGUGCCAACCAAACUAAAGAUUGCUGCAUCCCUGUCAGUUGUUCUAAUUGGUCUGAACGCUGGCAUGUUGCGCACUCUAGGGAUGGUUACGGCUUAUAACGCUCCAUUGAAGGUGUUCGAUUCCCUACAGCGUGUGGAUAUCGCGCAUGCAGGAGACUCCAUAUGCUUCGGCAAGGAGUGGUAUCGCUUCCCGUCUUCGUAUUUCCUUCCGAACGACAUGCGCGCAAAGUUCAUCCGAAGUGAAUUCCGAGGACUACUUCCAGGCGAGUUCCCAGAUUCGCCGAGUUAUCUUGGGCGUCUGGAUGGUGCCUCACAGAUUCCAUCUGGCAUGAAUGACCUUAACAUCGAGGACCCUAGCAAAUACGUUGACAUCUCUCAAUGUUCUUUCCUGGUUGACUCUUACUUCCCUGGUCACGACGCAACCGAACUAGAACCCCAUUAUUUCCUGGACAAGACGCAGUGGGAGACGCUUUCCUGCGCAAGCUUCCUCGAUGCGUCUCAAACAGGCCUGCUGGGUCGAUUGAUCUGGAUUCCUGAUCUCCCAGUCAUUCCCGCCCGCUUCCGACGCAAAUGGGGCGAAUACUGUCUUCUUCAACGAACAGUCGCAGGCCAUGCAUAG
This is a messenger RNA of Penicillium verrucosum, 1560 nucleotides long. Its product is annotated as dolichyl-P-Man:Man(6)GlcNAc(2)-PP-dolichol alpha-1,2-mannosyltransferase. Gene Ontology annotation, cellular component: endoplasmic reticulum membrane. Gene Ontology annotation, biological process: protein N-linked glycosylation. NCBI's taxonomy places the organism in Eukaryota, Fungi, Ascomycota, Eurotiomycetes, Eurotiales, Aspergillaceae. The transcript has 5 exons. Gene Ontology annotation, molecular function: alpha-1,2-mannosyltransferase activity. The coding region runs from base 1 to 1560 and encodes 519 amino acids. The record is from RefSeq and is a predicted model, not a curated record.